AUGCUGAUAUAUCGACUAGUCUAUAUCUGUUGUUAUUUGCAUUUAUUAAUUCCGUUGAUUAAUUUUACUCUAGCUGAUUAUACAUUAUUUCAAGAAGAAACACGUUUAAUACGUAAGCUUUUAAAUGAAUCAACGUAUUUAAAAAAAGUUCGCCCAUUACAAGAAGUCGUUGUUGAUAUUCGUUUUAUAUUCAAUCAAAUUAUAUCAAUGGUUGAAAAAGAACAAAUUAUUGUGACAAAUUGUUUUGUUGAUCAAAAAUGGACAGAUCCACGGCUUGUUUGGAAUCCAGUCGAAUUUAAAAAUAUAACUUGGAUUCGAAUAGCAGCAACAUCUGUCUGGUAUCCCGAUACAUUUUUAUACAAUACAGCUGAUAAUGCUGGUUUUCUCCUUCCACAAGAUUCACAAAAUAUGAUUGUGAGUUUCAAUGGAACAGUAUUUUGGCCACUACCGCUUGCCCAAUUACGAACACGUUGCCGAAUGACGAUUAAACAUUUUCCUUUUGAUGAACAAACUUGUGAUAUGAUAUUUGGUUCAUGGAGUCAUACAAGUUCUUUAAUACAUUAUCAAUUUUGGGAGAAUAAACCAGAAAUACCACAAUACGUACCCAAUAAUGAAUGGAAAUUGUUAGCUAUCACACAAUCGAUUAAAACCGUUGAUUAUCCAAAUUGGGUUGAACCUGAUACAUUCUAUGAAGUUAAUUUUACAAUUUUAAUUGUACGAAAACCUUUACAAGCUAUUUAUAAUACUGUUGUACCAGCAUUAAUGUUAACGACUUUAACUCUUGUCUCAUUUUUUAUUCCUUUUGCUCAAGAAAUGCAAAUAGGCAUUAGUAUUAUGUUAGCUUAUUCCGUAUUCAGUUUACGUCUAUCAGAAGAUGUACCGUCGCAAAGUGAUAGUGUGCAUUUGAUCAGUUUAUAUUUAACUAUAUGCAUGUUGAUUUCAUUAUUGGCUAUGACUUGGUUUGCUAUUGCUAAUAAAUUACGUGAAAAGAAACGGCUGCCAUAUUGGCUUCGGUGGUUCGUACUGAAUUAUCUAUCUUGGCUUGUAUUUGCUAGAAGUAUGCAUCAAAAAGCCGUACGUGCUGUGGAACUUGAAGAACUGAAAAGUGCUGCUUCUCGACCAUCGAUAGGUGUUACUAAUCUAGCACCACAAACAACAACAAAUUCCAAUAAUGAUGGUUCGGAACGAGAUCCCGAAUCAAGUAGAAUUUCAGCAACAGCUCCAAUUCUAUCAAUUAACAAAUCUCCAUCAUCGAACGAACAAACUACUCUUUUAACGCUACCUUUACAAUCGAAUAUAUCGCCCAGUAAUGAAACAAAUAUUUCGGCUCCAAAUUCACCAUCAUUAGUAUGGAUUCGACGACGAUUAUCAAAUAUUUCACUAUCACCAUCAAAAAAUGAACGCAUACGAAAAUCAUCUAUUCAUACGCAAAAUAAAUCUCGACAGUCUCAGUUAACGAAAUUAGUCAGUCAAACAACAACCAAAAAUCGAGAAAGUCUAUACGCAUUGCAUAUUAUUAAUCGAUUCAUUUUUCUUAUCUUUUUGCUAACUGUUAUCAUUAUUAAUAUUUAUACAUGGUUUUUUUAUGCACGAACCGUUCGAACAAAAUUACUGGAUGAAAAUGCUUCAUGGUAUUGUUAUGAUGAAUCUCGUCUUGAAAUUGUUAAUUGUAGUCAUAAGAAUGUGCAUUGA
Molecule: messenger RNA, 1692 nt
Organism: Rotaria socialis
Lineage: Eukaryota; Metazoa; Rotifera; Eurotatoria; Philodinida; Philodinidae
Source: the annotation of a GenBank genome assembly